UAAUUAAUUUGAAAAGAAGGUGCUCCAGUUGGUGAAAAUUCUUAAUUAAGAUCAUUAAUUACCGAUAAUUUUCGCGUUUCAAUAAUUUGUGGAUAGAAUGUCUGGUGGCGUGUUACUAAGCAAGGAUUUGCCCGACAUUGAAAAUGUACUGCUUCUCAAUCCUAAGGUGAGGGACUACACUAAUUUAGUGCCAUCCCUGGAGACUAAGAAAAAUAAACUACACUGGAAGCGUAAUGUUGAAGAGAAAUGCAGUAGUUGCACGUUGACAAACAACUUCGACGAUAUAAAACACACGACUCUGAGCGAGCGUGGAGCCCUGAAGGAGUCCGCCCGGUGUUUAAAAUGUGCGGACGCUCCCUGCCAGAAGGGUUGUCCCACUCAGAUCGAUAUCAAGUCCUUCAUAACUUCGAUAUCUAACAAAAAUUACUAUGGUGCCGCCAAGGAGAUCCUAUCUGAUAAUCCGCUGGGUCUGACCUGCGGUAUGGUGUGUCCAACGAGUGACUUGUGUGUAGGAGGAUGUAAUUUAGCAGCUACUGAAGAAGGACCCAUCAACAUCGGAGGUCUUCAGCACUUUGCCGUUGAUAUUUUCAAAAAGAUGAACAUUAAACAGACUAGAAUCCCGGGAAGUUUUGUGAAGCACGCAGAAACAAAGAUGGCAAUAAUGGGCUGUGGCCCAGCAUCCCUUUCCUGUGCUACAUUUCUCGGACGACUGGGGUACAAAAACAUCACGAUCUUCGAGAGAGAGAAUUUUCCCGGAGGUCUGAGUUCUUCUGAAAUACCACAAUACCGUUUGCCGUACGAUGCUGUCAGUUUCGAGAUCAAUCUGGUUAAAGAUCUUGGAGUGGAGAUCAAGUACGGAAGAUCAUUGUCGACGGACGACUUGACUAUUGAAAAGCUGAAAGAUUCCAAUUACGAGGUAAUUUUUCUGGGAAUCGGUCUUCCCCAACCGAAACUCAUUCCAAUUUUCAAAGGUCUGGACGAACAAAUGGGCUUUUUCACCUCAAAGAGCUUUCUCCCUCGAGUUUCUAAAGCCAGCAAACCCGACAUGUGCGCCUGCAAAAGCUCGAUUCCAGCCCUUCACGGCAACGUCAUUGUUCUGGGCGCAGGUGACACCGCAUUUGAUUGUGCAACCUCGGCAAUCCGCUGUGGCGCCAAAAGAGUUUUUGUCGUUUUUAGGAAGGGUUUCACUAAUAUUCGAGCAGUUCCGGAGGAGAUGGACCUCGCCCGUGAGGAGAAAUGUGAGUUCGUUCCUUUCCAAUCUCCUCAAAAGGUAAUCCUCCAUCCAAAGUCCAGGAAAAUUAUCGCGAUAGAGUUCGCCAGAACCGAGCAAAUGGACAACGGCGAGUGGAUUGAAGAUCUCACCCAGAUAAGCCGGAUGAAGGCGGACUUUAUCAUUUCUGCUUUUGGAUGUAGCCUCAACGAUUCCAAAAUUAUCUCUGCAAUGUUUCCACUGAAAUUUACUAAGUGGGGUCUUCCUGAAGUAAAUCCCAUCACCAUGGAGACUUCCCAUCCAGCCGUUUUCUGUGGAGGUGAUCUCGCGGGAGUUGCCCAAACAACAGUUGAAUCCGUUAAUGAUGGAAAAGUAGCAGCGUGGAGCAUCCACAAAUACAUUCAAGAGUCGCACAACGAAAAAGUUUCAGAGGUCCCUCAGCUCCCAAAAUUCCACACGGACAUCGACGAAGUCGAUCUUAGCAUCGAAUUAUGCGAUCUUCACUUUGAAAAUCCAUUUGGGCUAGCGUCAGCACCACCUGCCACUACUAGCGCCAUGAUCCGCAGGGCUUUCGAAGCUGGCUGGGGUUUCGUUGUGACGAAAACCUUUAGUUUGAACAAAGAUAUGGUCACUAACGUCUCUCCAAGAAUAAUUAAAGGCACAACUUCAGGUCAUCAUUAUGGUCCAGAACAGAGCAGUUUCCUCAACAUUGAAUUAAUAUCGGAAAAAUCGGCCGCCUACUGGUGUCGCAGUGUGACAGAGUUGAAGCGGGAUUUCCCUACAAAAAUCAUCAUUGCCAGCAUCAUGUGUGCUUAUCAGCAAGCGGAUUGGACGGAAUUAUCAAAGUUAGCUGAAUCCGCUGGGGCUGACGGUCUAGAAUUGAAUCUCUCGUGCCCACACGGUAUGGGGGAAUCAGGGAUGGGUCUGGCGUGCGGUCAAGAUCCGAUUUUAGUCCGCGAUAUAUCCCGAUGGGUCAGGCAAGCUGUGAAAAUACCAUUCUUCGUGAAGCUUACACCAAACAUCACGGAUAUCGCUACCAUUGCGAGGGCAGCUCAGGACGGUGGUGCCUCAGGUGUGUCCGCAAUUAAUACAAUUUCAGGAUUAAUGGGCGUUCGCGGUGAUGGAAGCCCCUGGCCAGCCGUCGGCAGCAAAAAGUUAACGACCUACGGGGGCAUGUCCGGAAAUGCCACGAGACCACAGGCACUCCGAGCUGUUUCGACAAUUGCAAAAGAGUUACCCGAUUUUCCAAUUAUGGGAAUAGGAGGUGUCGACUCUGCAGAUGUGACGCUUCAGUUCUUACACUGUGGCGCUUCUGUCGUGCAGGUAGGAAGCGCUAUCCAGAAUCAAGACUUUUCCAUCAUUGAGGAUUACAUAACAGGAUUGAAGGCUCUGUUGUACCUCCAAGGGAAGGGCUUGAAUGGUUGGGAUGGACAGAGCCCUCCGACGAUGAAGCAUCAAAAGGGGAAGCCUCUUCUUUAUCAUGCGCUUGGAAAGCACGUACCUUACUUCGGGGAGUAUCAGCUAAUGAGGCUAAAAGCAGAGGCAGAACUUAAAUCUAGAUCGGAUCCGCUUGCGGCUGAUCGCCAUCAAAAUAAAGGAAUACAAAUGAUGGAGAGUGAUUCGGAGAGAGGUUUAAAUAUUCUUACGGUGAAAGAUGUUAUUGGAAAGUCAUUGAAUCAUAUUGGGCCUUACAAGGACCUGGACAACACACAACAGGUGGUUGCGCUGAUCGAUGACGAUAUGUGCAUCAAUUGCGGCAAGUGCUAUAUGACUUGUGCUGAUUCCGGGUAUCAGGCCAUUGAAUUUGAUGCGGAAACACACAUUCCGCAUGUCAAUAACGAUUGCACCGGGUGUACCCUGUGCGUGUCUGUGUGCCCAAUCAUCGAUUGCAUAAUGAUGGUGCCCAAGACUAUUCCACAUGUUGUGAAAAGAGGAAUCUUACCGGUUGGAGGUGAUGUUCGUAAUGAUGAUGGGAACUAUUGUGAAUUUUAAUGCAAAAUACUCAAGAAUGAAUGUGGUAAAGCUUGCUUUUUGGCCUUAAUUUAUUGUGUUGAUUUCGAACUAUUAAUAUUUUUUUCCUGAGGUCUUCUAGUAAUUUGGAUUGUCGAACCACUGUAGACACUUUGGUUGAGUCGUAUUGAGAUUGUAUGAUAAGCAUUUUUUCUCGAACAGUUGUUUUCUGCAAGUUUAAUGCACGAUCAUUGCAGCAGAUUCAUUCCCCAUGAGGGAAAGGGCAGUUUCUUUUAAAAACUGAAUAAUUUCAAUUUUUAUAUUAUGCCGAAUUAUUACUGUAAUUAUUAUAGACAAAAGGAGCAUCGAAAUCUAAAAUUUGACUCAACAAUGUAUUCAUUUUAUGGAAAUUAAUUUGAAUUACUUCACAUAUAUGUAUGUAGAAACAGUAUUCACUAAAGAUAGUGAAUAUAUUUUUUCAAAAUAGAAAAUAAAAAGAGAUGAAAAAUGUUA
This is a messenger RNA of Diachasmimorpha longicaudata, 3673 nucleotides long. RefSeq names its product suppressor of rudimentary (gene su(r)). Gene Ontology annotation, cellular component: cytosol; cytoplasm. The record is from RefSeq and is a predicted model, not a curated record. Bases 98 to 3202 code for a protein of 1034 amino acids. Gene Ontology annotation, biological process: uracil catabolic process; thymine catabolic process. Lineage: Eukaryota; Metazoa; Arthropoda; Insecta; Hymenoptera; Braconidae. Gene Ontology annotation, molecular function: uracil binding; iron-sulfur cluster binding; NADP binding. The transcript has 4 exons.